Molecule: messenger RNA, 1215 nt
Organism: Miscanthus lutarioriparius
Lineage: Eukaryota; Viridiplantae; Streptophyta; Magnoliopsida; Poales; Poaceae
Source: the annotation of a GenBank genome assembly
AUGGCCCCCGCCGCGCUCCUCCCGCUCGCCCCUUUGCCGCAUCACCCAAACCCACCACGGCGACCUCUGUGCCGCUGCGGGGCCUCGCGCCGCGGCUUCACCGUCCACACCGCCAUCGCCAUUGCCUCGGCCUCGGCCUCCGCCCCCGCCGCGGCCGCGGAGGCGACGUCCCCGUCUCCGCCCCCCUCGCCGCCAACGCAAACGCCUUCCUCUAAACCUGGGUCCCCGGUGCUGGGCGGCAUCGCGAACACGAGGUCCUGGUCGCAGUACUACGGCAGCGGCUUCUCCAUCCGCGUGCCUCCGUCCUUCGACGACAUCCUCGAGCCCGAGGACUACAACGCCGGAAUGACAUACUACGGCGACAAGGCCAAGCCCCGGGCGUACGCGGCCCGCUUCGCGUCUCCAGAUAGGGAUGAGCUCAUAAGUGUGGUGAUUAAGCCGUCAAAUCAGCUCAAGAUCACAUUCCUAGAGGCAAAAGAUAUAACUGAUUUGGGAACUCUAAAGGAGGCAUCCAAGAUAUUUGUACCUGCUGGUGCAAAAGUAUUCUCAGCUCGAACAAUUAAAGUUAAGGAAGAGGAGGAUAUUAGGACAUAUUACUUCUAUGAAUUCAGUCUGGACAAGCAACACGUUGCUCUGAUGGCUACCGUGAAUAGCGGGAAGAGGAGGAUCAGCCAUACUAGCGAAACCAGGCAAUUCCAAAUUAAGAACCAGAAUUUAUCCUUAGUGUUAGAACAGGAUACCACGGAUAAAGCUCAUAGCACCACUCAGCAGGAUAACCAGGUCUCUUGCACUGAGAGCGGACAGUUUGGGUAUGAGCAGCAGACAGAAACAUCUUUGAUAAUCAGAGCACAGCCGCACGACAUGACACAAGUUGCAGAUGGCUUCAGGCAGUGGAAGAUUAGGCGGCUGCAGACAGACUCCAGUGGUGGUAACCGCAGCAGGAGGGCCCUGGGAAGCGGCACUUCACUGAGCGGAAAUCCAUACCAGCGGCGUGCGCCUAGAGCACCGCCGGAGUCUGGACUCGGGGCGCCUGAAUCUGCGGUGGGAAGAGACUGGUAUUCAAAUCAGGCCGCCAGGAUUCCAAGUCCCUGGCGGCGGCAAGCCAAUCUCUCUCAGGUUGCACUGCUAGCAGCGGCUGAAGGCGACUCCAGCACAGAUGCUGAGACAGCUACAGCAAUUGGUUUUGUAGGGCGGCAACAGCAGAGAGCCGGCUGA